Centropristis striata (black sea bass) is the source of this 2332-nucleotide messenger RNA. RefSeq names its product major facilitator superfamily domain containing 4B (gene slc60a2b). The record is from RefSeq and is a predicted model, not a curated record. Bases 211 to 2070 code for a protein of 619 amino acids. NCBI's taxonomy places the organism in Eukaryota, Metazoa, Chordata, Actinopteri, Perciformes, Serranidae. Gene Ontology annotation, biological process: transmembrane transport. The transcript is spliced from 4 exons.
CAGACGCCGCAGCGGGCCUCUGGAGGACCUGACGGUGUCCCGGUCCCGGUGUCUCCUGUCUACCGACCCGCGGGUCCGAACAUGAGUGCGCUCGUGUGAGCGGUGAGCGCGGGAAGCAGCAGCACGGAGAGAAUCAGCUGUUUACCGCCUGGUGACGUCAGCAGCAUCACCGUCAGCAGAGCACCGUCACCGACCGGACACCGGGCAGGUAUGUCUCUGUGUGACGCCGCCGCCGGUAAGAAGAAGCACGUCCGGUUCGCCAGCAUGGAGGACCAGGACGACAACGAGGACCAGGAGGAGGACACCCUGUUCGACCGGAGGAAGGACACCGGGAGGCGGCUGAAGAGCGUCCUGAAGGCGGCCCGGAGGACCGGAACACCGGGAGCAGACCACCGGGUGGAGGUGGUCGGGGGGCGGCGGGGCGGGCAGGGCGCGUGCGGCCGCUGGAUGGUCACCCUCGCGCUCUGUGCAUCCUUCCUGGGCCUGGGGAUGAGCAUCUCUGUCCUGGGACCAACCUUCCAGGACCUGGCUGUGAAUGUGAAGAAGGACAUCAGCAACAUCUCCUACAUCUUCGUGGGUCGUUCUGCAGGAUACAUCGGAGGAUCUCUGUUUGGAGGAAUCCUCUUUGACUGCAUGAACCCUCACCUGCUGCUGGGGUUCUCCAUGCUGGUGACCUCAGUAGGAAUGUGUGGGAUCCCGUUCUGUAAGCAGGCUCUGCUGCUCACCGCCCUCAUGUCCAGCAUCGGGAUGUCUAUGGGCAUCCUGGAUACAGGCGGUAACGUCCUGAUCCUGAACACGUGGGGCCAGCAGGCGGGCCCCCACAUGCAGGCGCUGCACUUCAGCUUUGCGGCGGGGGCCUUCGUGUCCCCGAUCAUCGCCAAGCUGCUGUUUGGGUCUGACGCCAACAGCAGCACGGUAACCAUAGCAACCAACGCCACCGGCCCCGCCCCCCCGGUCACCAAAGCCCCCGACGCUCACACCAUCAUCCGCUACAUCCACAGCCGGAGCUCCACCCUCCGCUCCAUGUGGGCCUACGUGGUGAUCGGCUCCUUCGUCUUCCUCAUCUCCUUCCUCUUCUUCAUCCUCUACUGCCGCGGCGGCGCGUCACGUGACAAAGCGCGCUCGUCGUCAGGGAAACCGCUGGUGGCCAAACACCACCGCGCCCUCGUCCUGCUGCUCUGCUUCUUCUUCUUCGCCUACGUCGGCGCCGAGGUGGCGUACGGCUCCUUCAUCUUCACCUUCGCCAAAGACUACGCCCACAUGGACGCCGCCCAGGCCGCCGGCCUCAACUCGCUGUUCUGGGCGGCGUUCGCUGCCUGCAGAGGGCUCGCCAUCUUCUUUGCGGCGUGCAUGUCGCCGGGCACCAUGAUCCUGCUGAGCCUGGUGGGCUCCACGCUGUCGGCGCUGCUGCUCUGCCUGUUCAGCAGGCAGCGGGCGGCGCUCUGGCUCUGCACCAGCCUCUACGGCGCCUCCAUGGCCACCACCUUCCCCAGCGGCAUCUCCUGGGUGGAGCAGUACACCACGGUGACGGGCCACACGGCGGCGGCCUUCGUGGUGGGCGCGGCGCUGGGCGAGAUGGUGCUUCCUGCUCUGGUGGGCUUCCUGCUGGGGAAGUUCCCCGAGCAGCCGCUGCUCAUGUACCUGGCGCUCAUCACCGCCACCGCCACCUCCAUCCUCUUCCCCGUCAUGUACAAGCUGGCCUCCGCCCCCGGCGGCCAGGGCAGGAAACCCCGCGCCAGGGGCCGGCCGGACGCCGACGACAGCGAGUACCGCCAGGCGCUGCUGGACUCAGGAGCCAAUGACGAGGAGGAGGAGGAGGAGGAGGAGGACCAGGACAACGAGGCGGAUCAGUGGAACGAUGCAGACUUUGAGGUGAUUGAAAUGGACGACACGGCGAGUCUGAUCAGCUCCCCCAGCAAGGCCUCCGCUCCUCCUGAUGUCACCACUCUGACCAGCAGCCAGGGGGCGGAGCCUGCAGCCGGCGCCGCCUUCUCAGACGCCAUCGCCCUGGUCGGAGACUCACCCAGACGCAAACUCCUGCUGUCUCUGGACCGAGAGAAGAGGGACUGAUCCCCAGGAGAGCCACGCCCACAUGUCUGUCAUCUGUUGUCCAGAAGCUGAAAGCUGCAUAUUUAUGAUAUAACAGCUGAUGAUUGACUCAACUUACUACUGACCGGAACCUGUGCAGCUUAUAACCAUCCAUAGUGAGUCUACUUUGGGUUUUGCACAGACUCAUCAGAAUGUUUAAAAGGGACAGUUCACUCCAAAUUAAAAAAAAUCCACAUUUGUCCUCUUACCUGCUCACAUAAGACCUGUGGAGUAUAUAUAUAUA